Torulaspora globosa is the source of this 486-nucleotide messenger RNA. RefSeq names its product Fmc1p (gene FMC1). The record is from RefSeq and is a predicted model, not a curated record. NCBI's taxonomy places the organism in Eukaryota, Fungi, Ascomycota, Saccharomycetes, Saccharomycetales, Saccharomycetaceae. The transcript has a single exon. Gene Ontology annotation, cellular component: mitochondrial matrix. Gene Ontology annotation, biological process: mitochondrial proton-transporting ATP synthase complex assembly. The coding region runs from base 1 to 486 and encodes 161 amino acids.
AUGAUCGGAACUGAUGCUUUGAAGGCUUACCGAUGCCUGAUUAGGGCGAUGGUUCGUAGUGACCGCAAAUCGCGUAUCGCGCAACGAAUGGAGCAAAGACGGAAGGAGAUUGCAAUGCUCACGUACAAGAGAAUGAAUGUUGUCAGGGCUCAGAACGCAGCUACUGAUAGUAUGCAAAAGACUAAGUUGUUUAAGGAAUUGCAAAUGCUGAAUAGACAGGUGGAUCUGUUGAAAAAUGAAAAGAUCGAGCACGAUAAGCGAUUGCAUUUCGUUGGCGAUACUUCUAUUCUCAGAGAGAAUUUGGUAGAACGCAGCGACGGCGAGAGGCCGCGACUGCUACAACAUCUUGAGGAUAUUGCGGCGUUCUUGAAUAACCAGAGGGAGUACGACGAGCUGAUCGAGCGUUACAAUGGUGGCUCGAAGUUGUCGCAGAGCGAAACCGUCAGAAGAACCGCCAGUAAAGUCGGUCUAGAGGUCCCCUUCUGA